AGGCAAUCCACCAUGUCAAGAAAGCAAUUGUUGACUAGCACAUUGCGCCGGCACCGUUUUGCCCUGUGGCGGUUGACCUCAUUGUCCAUUUUCCCUGCCACCGACGACAACCAUGGCCGACUUUGCCGUUGUCAAAACCCCGCAGUUCGACAACGAGACGCCAACACCGACACGGACGUCGUCGACUGCGCUACUGCUGCGACUCCUCGUGCUUCUCUGCCUGGGCAUCUACAUCUUUGGCAACAUUGCGACGUGGGCGCCGCUCUUCGAAUUGCAGCUCAUCAACACCAUGACCGAGUGGUGGAACGGCUACCCCAACAACGGCGGCUCCGUCGUCGCGGGCCACCACUCCAAGAUCAUCGACACGGGCAUCGGGCGCAACAUUACGAUUUCGGGCCACACGGAGUUUGUGCGACCGACGUUCCUCUUUCUGUUUUGCAUCUUGCCCUUCUUUGUCGGCCUCCUCCUCAUCGAAGCCCUCGGCCACCCCGCGCUCGCCCCUCGUCGUGCCACGUCGUCGGCGUUUUGGCGCGUCGCCCAAUGGAUGCGCCGCAAACCGUCGCUCUUUGGUAGCGUGUCCCGCUAUAGCCUUGGCGAGUGGCUCUUUGGUGUCGUCUUUGUCAUUGGCGGCAACGUUCUCUGCUUCUACUACGAGUGGGACCGGCGCGUGGACCUCGCCAAGGCGGCGGCGGUCUCCGGCAAGAUCAGCACGACCAAGUACUGGAACAUGGUCGGCAUCAGUGCGGCGUACCUCUGCAUCUACAACAUGGCGUUUCUGCUCCUCCCUGUCUCGCGCAACUCGGCGUGGAUGGAGUUUAUGAACAUUUCGUACGCCAACGGCGCCAGGCUGCACCGCUGGGUGGGCUACAUGACCGUUUUGACCGGCGUUCUGCACACGGGCGGCUACUGGGGCAAGUGGGUCCGCGACGGCACGUGGAUCGCCAACCAAUCGCCGUGCAUUGAGUGCGACUUUACGAACGAGACGACGGGGUAUUUUGCGUGGUUCAACUUUUUCGGGCUCGUCUCGAUUGUCGCGAUGCUGCUCAUGAUCCCGACGUCGAUCCCGAUCGUGCGUCGAAAGGCGUACGAGUGGUUCUAUAUCUCGCACUGGGUGCUCUUUGUCAUUGCGCUCUUUUUUGCAAUUCUCCACUGGACGCAGAUCCUGUGGUGGAUCCUCCCGUCGGGCCUCGUCUUUCUCAUCGGCCGCGCGUGCUCGAGCUACAACGCCCGGUCGCCCGUGCCCGCGACCAUGCGCGUCAUCGGCGGAAACAUUGUACAAGUUGUCCUCGCGGUGCAAAGCGACUACUUGGUCGGCCAUUUUGUCUACCUCAACGUCCCGGCCAUCUCCAAGCUCCAGUGGCACGCGCUCACGGUUGCGUCGUCGGCCAAGACCUCUGGCGCCACGACAAUGACGCUGCUCGUCAAGCCUGUUGGCGACUGGUCGACCAAGCUUCUCACGUAUGCGAACGAGUGCGGCGACGCCCCCGUGGUGUUUGUGGACGGGUUUUGCGGCGCGGCGCUGGACCACGUCGGGGACUUUCCCAUGGCCCUUCUUGUCGGCGGUGGCAUUGGCGUCACUCCAAUUCUCGCCGUGCUGGAAGAGAUGGCGCACAACGUACAUGCGACUGGUACCUGGGCGCAACGUGUCACCCUCGUCUUCUCUGCGCGCGACCUUGCUUUGUUUGAGCUCCUCGCGCCGGUUCUCACCAAGCUUCGCGAGCUCGACCCGCAGCAGACCCAUUUCACAUCGCACCUCUUUCUCUCGACGCUUGCCGACGACAAAGCCCUGGAUGCCCCCCUCACGACAUCGUCAUCGGUCGCCAAGCCGCAGGGAGCGAUGACCGGUCGCCCAUUCCGCGCGCCACUUCAGUCGCGCACGACCCGAGCAAUCCUGUAUGUCGUGCUCUUUGCGGUUGCGAUUCUUGCACUUGGUGCUGCACACUGGGGCAACGGACCCAUUCAGGGGGCCAACCACUACGCCCUGUGGCCGCUCCAACGAGCGUUUGAGCUCGCUGUCUUCACUGCCACAAUCCUCGUCGUGUACGUCUUCCUCUGGGCCGAGGCCCGCGACGCGACCCAAAACGCGACUGCGCCCGUCCCGAGCGAUGACGCGCUGCCAGCCACCAUCGCGACGAUCCGGGACCUCUUGUUGCACCUGGGUGUCACGGUUGGCACGCGCCCGGAUGUCCACGCGCUUGUGGCCAACACCGUCGCGAAGGACUGUGCCGAGAACGGGGUCGUGGGGGUCAUCGUGUCGGGCCCUGAGAGCCUCAAGUGCGCAGUCAACGAUGCGGCCGUUGCACUUGGCGCCCACCGCUUUGACAUUCACGAAGAAGAGUUUGAGCUCUAAGCAGAUCAUUGCACAUCAUAGAGAACCUUGUCUAUUGUUUUGUUUCAACACCUGGUCUUAGCGG
This is a messenger RNA of Saprolegnia diclina VS20, 2414 nucleotides long. RefSeq lists its product as hypothetical. Gene Ontology annotation, cellular component: plasma membrane. The record is from RefSeq and is a predicted model, not a curated record. The coding region runs from base 113 to 2350 and encodes 745 amino acids. NCBI's taxonomy places the organism in Eukaryota, Oomycota, Saprolegniomycetes, Saprolegniales, Saprolegniaceae. The transcript has a single exon. Gene Ontology annotation, molecular function: oxidoreductase activity.